Molecule: messenger RNA, 1385 nt
Organism: Ochotona curzoniae (black-lipped pika)
Lineage: Eukaryota; Metazoa; Chordata; Mammalia; Lagomorpha; Ochotonidae
Product: alpha-1-antiproteinase F-like
Exons: 5
Coding region: 73-1314 (413 amino acids)
Biological process (GO): negative regulation of endopeptidase activity
Molecular function (GO): serine-type endopeptidase inhibitor activity
Source: RefSeq, a predicted model, not a curated record
ACGGACCACAACAGUGCUUUGUCUCUCAUCCUCGCUCACUUCCAUUGGCCAAGGGAUCAGGAGUUCGUGACCAUGCCACCCUCUGUCUCCCGGGCACUCCUCCUGCUGGCCGGCCUGUGCUGCCUGCUGUCUGGCUGCCUGGCUGAUGAGACCCAAGAGACAACUCCCUCCAGCCAUGACCAAGAGCAGCCAGCCUGCCACAAGAUCGCCCCCAACCUGGCUGAUUUUGCCUUCAGCUUGUACAGUGAGGUGGCUCAGCAGUCCAACACCACCAACAUCCUCUUCUCCCCGGUGAGCAUCUCCCUGGCCUUGGCCAUGCUGUCCUUGGGGGCCAAGGGUGACACCCACACCGAGAUCCUGGAGGGCCUCAAGUUCAACCUCACAGAGACAGCCGAGGCGGACAUCCACGAGGGCUUCCAGCACCUCCUCCACAAAGCCAACAACCUGGACAGCCAGCUGCAGCUGCUCAUUGGUAACACCCUUGUGAUGGACGAGAGUCUGAAGCUGCUAGAGAAGUUUCUGGAAGAUGCCAAGAAUCUGUACCACUCAGAAGCCCUCCUCAUCAACUUCAAAGACACUGAGGGUGCCAAGACGAAGGUCAACAGCUACGUGGAGAAGAAGACCCAGGGUAAAAUUGUGGAUAUGGUGAAAGAUCUGGACCCAGAAACGCUGCUCUCUCUGUUGAAUUACGUGUACUUUCAAGGGACGUGGGAGAAGACUUUUGACCCAGAGCUCACCACGGAGGAGGACUUCCACAUAAAUGCGACGACCACGGUGAGGGUGCCCAUGAUGACACGCUUGGGCACAUUUGGUGUGUUUCGCUGCAGCACUCUGGCCAGUCAGGUGCUGCUCAUGCCCUACCAGGGAAACGUCACUGCCCUCUUCUUCCUGCCUGACGACGGGAAGCUGCAACACCUGGAGAAAACGCUCAACAAAGAGCUCAUUGCCAAGUUCUUGGUGAAAGAGGACCGGAGCCCUAUCAAUCUCCAUUUACCCAAACUCUCCAUUUCUGGAAACUAUGAACUGAAACCCUUGUUGAGCAAAUUGGGCAUCACCCGUGUCUUCAGCAACGGGGCUGACUUCUCAGGGAUCACGGAGCAGGUACCUCUGAAGCUGUCCCAGGGGAAACACAAGGCGGUGCUGACCAUGGAUGAGAAAGGAACAGAGGCUGUCGGGGUCACAGUUCUGGACGUAAUACCGGCGAGGAUACCUGAAAGUGUCCUUUUUGACAGGCCCUUUCUGUUCAUCAUCUACAGCCACGACAUCAAGAGUCCUCUGUUUGUGGGGAAAGUGGUGGACCCCACCCAGCACUGACAGCCACCUGCUCAGCCUUGUCCCCCCCUACCUUGAGCACAUUAAAGUCCGACCUGCCCUGCAUGCACCCC